This is a messenger RNA of Oryza brachyantha (malo sina), 1991 nucleotides long. RefSeq names its product probable WRKY transcription factor 31. The record is from RefSeq and is a predicted model, not a curated record. NCBI's taxonomy places the organism in Eukaryota, Viridiplantae, Streptophyta, Magnoliopsida, Poales, Poaceae. Bases 23 to 1786 code for a protein of 587 amino acids. Gene Ontology annotation, molecular function: DNA-binding transcription factor activity; sequence-specific DNA binding. Gene Ontology annotation, biological process: regulation of DNA-templated transcription. The transcript has 6 exons.
UUGGAGUGGUGCAACUUUUGCAAUGGAGCUGAGGCCGCCGCCGCCGAAGCAGCACCACCACCACCGCCGUCGCGGCCCCGGCGAGGAGGUGGAGGAGGAGGAGGAGCACGGCGGCCGCCUGUCGCUGCGCUCCGGCACCUUCUGGCGGCAGGCGGACGGCGAGGAGAAGGGCGGGAGGAGGGGCGAGAUCAAGGAGGUGGACUUCUUCUUGGCCAGCCGCGACGCCGCCGCUGCCCGGCGGCACGACGACGGCUUCCGCGGGACGCACGGCGGUGGCGGUGGCGGUGGUGGCCGUGACGACGUCAACAUCGGGCUAGACUUGUUGACCACCGCGACUGGUGGGGCAGCUCCGGCCGUCUCAGGCGAGGGUGACGCGGCGGAGAAUCAUAGAAAGGAGGCGGCAACGGCGGCGGUGGAUGCGGAGCUCCGGCGAGUGGUGGAGGAGAACCGGCGGCUGCGGGGCAUGCUGGACGAGCUCACUCGGAGCUACAGCGCGCUGUACCAUCAGUGGCUGCAGGCCACGCAGCAGCAGAACCAUCGCCAUCCUGACCUGAUCAUGAGCAACAACCGUUCAUCACUGUCCCAAACGCACCGGACCGCGGCCGCACUGAUGAACCCGUCCACGGCGACGGCGACGACGCAGCAGUUCCUGGAGCCGCGCGCGUCGUCCACGGGGCAGCAGAUGGUGCCCGUGGCCGACGCGGACGCCGCGGCGGCGUCCGACGACGAGGCCGGCGGCGGCGCCGGGGAUGAUGCGUCUCCUUCGCUGAGCAAUGCCGCCGGGGGCGGCGGCAGCAAGAGAAGGGCUGGUGGAGACGAGACGGCGCCGGCGAGGGAGAACGGCGAUCAGGCGGCGGCGGAGCUGCCGUGCCGGAAACCGAGGGUGUCCGUGCGCGCUCGAUCCGAAGCACCAAUGAUUAGUGAUGGGUGUCAAUGGAGGAAGUACGGGCAGAAGAUGGCAAAGGGGAAUCCAUGCCCACGAGCGUACUACCGAUGCACAAUGGCUAACGGAUGCCCAGUCAGGAAGCAGGUGCAACGGUGUGCCGAGGACAAGACCGUCUUGAUCACGACCUACGAGGGCAACCACAACCACCACCUGCCGCCGGCGGCCACCACCAUGGCCAACACCACCUCCGCCGCCGCGGCCAUGCUCCUCUCCGGCCCGGCGGCCAGCCGCGACUGCGGCGCGCUGCUCGGGCACCACCACCCGGCGGCGAUGUUCCACCAGUCCUUCCCCUACGCCUCCACCAUGGCGACGCUCUCCACGUCCGCGCCGUUCCCAACCAUCACCCUCGACCUGACGCAGACGCCCGCGGGAGGCGCCGGCGGCGCCGCGGGCUUGCUGCACGCGCUCCACCGCCCGCCGCCGGCCAUCCACCCUGCCGCGGCAGCCUCGGCGAUGCCGUUCGCGGUGCCGCCGCAGCUGGCGAUGUACCUCCCGCAGAGGACUGCGCCGGGGAUGAUGCCAGCGGCCGCCGGGCUGGGCCUGGGCGCGCGGCAGCCGUCGGUGAUGGAGACGGUGACCGCGGCGCUCGCGGCCGACCCCAACUUCACGACGGCGUUGGCGGCGGCGAUCUCCUCGGUCGUGGCAGGAGGAGCUCAUCAGGCUCUGUCCACUACUCCCCGUGGCAGUGCCGGUGCCGGUGCCGGUGCCGUUGCCGGAGAUGGCAACGCAAACGGGAGCUCCGGUGCCGCCGCCUCACCAUCGCCGCCGACGGCCGAAGCACCUGCGACGUCCGGAUCACCUCCUCGGCUGGCGACGCAGUCCUGCACCACGUCAACUUGAUCACAGAAAUAUAUGGAGUAUACAUGACAUAUAUGAUGCAUGAUGAGUGCAAGAUGUUGACACAUACAUGACAUAUCCAUACUUUUUUUUUGAGAUUUGAGAUACACACUUCUUGUAUUAUGUACAGUAUAUUAUAUAAUGCAAUACUAGAUGAAUUGCAUAUACACAGACACAGAGUUAAUCCUGAUCGAUAUAACUGUCUUAU